Morus notabilis is the source of this 701-nucleotide messenger RNA. RefSeq names its product ras-related protein Rab7. The transcript is spliced from 7 exons. Gene Ontology annotation, cellular component: vacuolar membrane. Bases 60 to 683 code for a protein of 207 amino acids. The record is from RefSeq and is a predicted model, not a curated record. Gene Ontology annotation, molecular function: GTPase activity; GTP binding. NCBI's taxonomy places the organism in Eukaryota, Viridiplantae, Streptophyta, Magnoliopsida, Rosales, Moraceae.
CCUUUUCUUCUUCCUCGUCUAUUGUUUAUUAAAUAGAGCUCCUUUUGAUCUUCCAUUCCAUGGACUUUUCUAUGAAAAGAAGAACUCUUCUUAAGGUUAUCGUCCUUGGGGAUAGUGGGGUGGGGAAGACUUCUUUAAUGAAUCAAUAUGUGUAUAAAAAGUUCAGUCAACAGUAUAAGCCUACAAUAGGUGCUGAUUUUAUGACAAAGGAACUACAGACUGAUGACAAAUUGGUGACUUUGCAAAUUUGGGACACAGCAGGCCAAGAAAGGUUCCAAAGCCUUGGUUCUGCAUUUUACAGAGGAGCAGAUUGUUGUAUUCUUGUAUAUGAUGUGAAUGUUCCUAAGUCAUUUGAGACUCUCCAUAAUUGGCAUGAAGAAUUUCUCAAACAGGCAGAUCCAGCGGACCCCGAGAUCUUUCCCUUUGUGUUAGUCGGAAACAAGGUGGACAUAGAUGGCGGACACAGCCGAAUGGUUUCUGAGAGAAGAGCUAGGGAAUGGUGCGCAUCCAAGGGAAACAUACCUUACUUUGAGACCUCGGCGAAGGAGAAUCACAACGUCGAUGAAGCGUUCCUAUGUGCAGCGAAAACUUCGCUAGCCAAUGAACACCAACAAGACAUUUACUACCAAGGUAUCUCCGAAACCGUUUCGGAGCCAGAACCAAGAGGAGGCUGUGCGUGCUAAAUAUUUGCUGACCAAUAA